Messenger RNA from Talaromyces rugulosus, 2118 nucleotides. RefSeq lists its product as uncharacterized. Gene Ontology annotation, cellular component: transcription factor TFIID complex; SLIK (SAGA-like) complex; SAGA complex. The transcript is spliced from 2 exons. NCBI's taxonomy places the organism in Eukaryota, Fungi, Ascomycota, Eurotiomycetes, Eurotiales, Trichocomaceae. The record is from RefSeq and is a predicted model, not a curated record. Bases 1 to 2118 code for a protein of 705 amino acids. Gene Ontology annotation, biological process: RNA polymerase II preinitiation complex assembly; DNA-templated transcription initiation. Gene Ontology annotation, molecular function: DNA binding; protein heterodimerization activity; TBP-class protein binding.
AUGGAGGGCCAGGCAGGUCAGGCGCCAACCGGCCAGCCCCAGCAACAGCAGCAACAGCACCAAGUUCCACCUCAGCAACAGCCCUCGCUCAUCCGCACCGACCAGGUAGCCAAGCUGCCGCAUCUGAGCGAAGCCCAGAAAGUUCAACAAACACAAUAUGUGCGUGGACUGUGGGAGGUGUUGGGCUCGAGGGAACCGACGAGCGACGAUUAUCGGAGUGCGCAGUUGAAGCUGGUGCAGGUGUCGCAGAGUCUGAUGAAGGGAAUGCAGAUGUACAAGCAGCGGUUGCAGCAGCAGCAGCAACAACAGGCGCAGGCGCAGGCUCAGGCGCAGGCUCAAGCGCAGGCUCAAGCACAGGCACAAGCCCAAGCCCAAGCUCAAGCCCAGGCCCAGGCUCAGGCUGCUCAGGCUCAGGCUCAGGCCCAAGCUCAAGCCCAAGCCCAAGCUCAAAACGCAUCAACUCAGAACCAAGGACAGCAGCAGCAGCAACCACAACAACCACAACAACAGCAGGCACAACAGGCACAGCAGGCACAACAACGGGCUCAGGCAACCAAUAAUCCAACCGCGUUCAACCAGCUGCUCCCAGCCAUCCAGAACAAAGUGAACAACACCCAGUUUCACCUCCCGCCCGCCGUGAACCCCCAACAAGCCGCCAGCUGGCUCACCGAGGCCAAGCUGCGAUAUGGCAUGGCGGUACAGAAGCAGGAAAUGGGGCGACAGCGCAGCAUGGAGGUGCGCCAACAGGUCCAGGCUCGCAACAACGGCACGAACCCGAUCAACCAGGAGGAAAUGCAAGAGUUCCGCAACCGCCAGGCGCAGGCGGAGAAGCUGUAUCGCGAGGGUGGUGAAUUCUUGAAGAAGUUCCAGGAGCAACAGGAACAGUUCAAGCGUGCUGCAGCUGGCGGUGCUGCUGCUGCUGCUACUGGAGCUCAGGGAGGAGCUGUUCCUGGGGCACAGCAGCAACAGCAACAACCACAGGCUCCAGGCCAGCAGCAACAAGGCCAACAAGGACAACAGGGACAGCAACAACAAACGGCGGCGGGCAGCGCGGGAGUCACGGGAGUUGGAGCCUCAACAGGGCAGGCGCAAACACCCGCCCCGCACACCGUCAACUCUGCCGUCAACGCAGCUCGCAUCCAGGGACAGACUCAACAAGCUCAGGCUCAAGCCCAGACUCAGGCGCAACCACAGGCAGCUAUGACUUCGGCCACGCAGAUGGGCCAGGCGCAGACACCGACCUUACCACAAGCUCCGACGCCCGGCACGCAGACCGCCACACCGGCCACGCAAGUGACCUUUAGCCAGGUCGCCGGUCAGCCUCAAGCGCAGACAGCACAAGGACAAGCACAACAACAACAACAACAACAACAACAACAACCUCCAGUCCAGCAUACCGAUGGCCAGGCGCCUGGUGCCCAGGGUCCACCGCGUCCAUUGUCUCACGAAGCUGCCAUCUCGCAGGCUGCAAAGUCCUACCAGGGCAACAAGCAGCAGCAACCACAACAGCAGCAGCAGGCAGGCACGCCUCAAGGUGCAACAAACCCCAAUGCCAAUCCUCCAGGAUACAUGGCUAACCGAUCAGUGGAAAACACAACACGCAACGUCAAUAUGGCCAUUCCCAAGAACCUAAACAUGCAGCCGCCCGAGCCAGUCGCCAUGGGCACUCCGCGUCCGACGCUGUCAAGCGGUCCCAGCCACGGCGCCAUGGGUGUGAUGGGGCAGCCAGCAAUUCAAAAACACCCUGGCUAUGUUCUCGAGGGCGAGGGGCAGCGCGUGCUGAGCAAGAAAAUGCUGGACAUUUUGGUUCGUCAGGUCACUGGAGGGGGGGAAGGUGAGGGUUUGACCCCGGAUGCCGAGGAGUUCAUCUUACAAAUGGCCGACGACUUUGUCGACGACGUCAUCACCGCAGCCUGCCGUCUGGCCAAACUGCGUCCAUCCUCGACGCUCGAGAUCCGCGACAUCCAGCUUGUGCUCGAACGCAACUACAACAUGCGCAUCUCGGGCUUUUCAACAGACGACCUACGCACGGUUAAGAAGCCGCAGCCGGCGCAAGGGUGGACGCAGAAAAUGUCUGCCGUGCAGGCGGCCAAAGUGACACAGGGCAAAGCUGAAUGA